AUGGAUUUAGAUUCACAAAAACGACCUACCGCUAAGGAUAUAUGUUUAGAGCUUACUCAAUGGCAAAAUGUUUUGAGAGAUUUUUCAAUCUCAGGAUAUGAUGAAAAUAAAGUACUUUAUAUUAAAGAAAAUUUUUUGAUAGCUGAUAAGAUAGCUAAAGAAUUACAAAUCCCUCCUCCAAAGCAUCUAGAUUCAAUAUACACUAGCACAAUUAUAAAUACAAAACAUAUAAUUAAUGCUAUAG
Dentiscutata heterogama is the source of this 244-nucleotide messenger RNA. The record is from the annotation of a GenBank genome assembly. Lineage: Eukaryota; Fungi; Glomeromycota; Glomeromycetes; Diversisporales; Gigasporaceae.